Arabidopsis thaliana (thale cress) is the source of this 968-nucleotide messenger RNA. Its product is annotated as SAUR-like auxin-responsive protein family. Gene Ontology annotation, cellular component: plasma membrane. NCBI's taxonomy places the organism in Eukaryota, Viridiplantae, Streptophyta, Magnoliopsida, Brassicales, Brassicaceae. The record is from RefSeq and is marked reviewed. The coding region runs from base 280 to 687 and encodes 135 amino acids. Gene Ontology annotation, biological process: response to auxin. The transcript has a single exon.
GUAUAGUCCACCAAUUCAUUUGCAGACAUGAAUGAUUACUUACCAACUAACUUAGGACCCCUCUGACUUAUGAUCACAUAAGAGAAGAAACAUAAGCAUGUGAUGUGUCAGGUUAGGUGCGUAGUAGCUUGUCACAAAGUCUGUCUAAAUCUAUUAAGCUCUUCUUCUAUAUAAUACAACAAAGCUUGUAGCAUUCUUCAUCAAUCACAGCUUGCACUAAUACAAAGAUUUCUGCAACACAACUUUUCAAGUAGUAUCUUUUUGCUUUCCCAGAGAAUAAUGAUGAACACAAAGAAGCUAAUCAAGAUGUUCAGGAAAUGGCAACAGAGAGCAGCUCUCCACAGGAAAAGAAUCUCAUUCCAAAGACCAAGUACCCGCUCAACCACUGUAGAGAAGGGAUGCUUUGUCGUUUACACGGCGGACAACACACGCUUUGCUUUUCCGAUAAGCUACCUAAGCAACUCUGUAUUUCAAGAGAUUUUGGAGAUAUCUGAAGAAGAGUUUGGCCUCCCAACCGGUGGACCAAUCACAUUACCAUUCGAUUCGGUUUUUUUGGAGUAUCUCAUCAAAUUGAUCAAAAGACGAAUGGAUGGAGAUACAGAAAAGGCUUUGUUAAUGUCAAUCUCUAGUGCUAGAUGUUCUUUGCAAAAACAAGAACAGAGUACUCAACAAUUGCUUGUAUUUUAGAGAAUUAGUGUGUAGCAGUUUUUGUGUUUGUAAAGAUUCUACUGUAUUAGAUUAGACAGAUUAUUUCAGAAAUACAAAGUAAAGUAUUAUUUGUGUCUCUCUUUUAGACUGCCUCAUCAAAACCAACUUUCAUUGUAAACAAAGAAAAAUGAGAUAACUUUUACUUCACUUGAUGAAUCUUUCAUUCAUCACAAUUUCAUCAAUUGUCCUUAUGAAUCUUUUGGAAGUGUAAUACAAGACUGAGAAAGAACUAAUACGAACACGGUAUCUUUUCUGAUCCA